CCGCCCCGUCGCGCAGGUGCAGCGGCCGCGGGGCCGGGGCCGGGGCCGGGCUCGGGCUCGGCCUCAGCGGCGGGGGUCGGCGGAGCGGGAGCCUGGAGCGGCGGAGCUCCAAGAAGCAUCAGACCGAAGGCAGGAGCAGCUGAGCCUUGGGAGAAGGUACCGAUGCCGCUUGUUGGAUGGCACAGCUUCACGUGCAGUUGUUGCUGAAGGACUGCGAGCCCUGGUUUUGGAAGAUCCUUUUCUGAAUGAGUCCCUUGAGCGUGGAAACCCACCCGUCUCCUCAGUGUGGCUUGGGCAGCAUCCGAAGGUAGAGCAGAUGAGGGGCCUUGGGGAGCCAGCCGUGUGAGAGGGACCAGACACACCGCUUCAGCCAAGGUUUGGAAGCUCUGGCCAUGGAUCAGAAAGGUUAUCGACGGGGGAGUUUCCAGAGCAGCACUAGUGAUGAAGAUAUGCUGGAAAUAGCAGGAGCAUCUCUGGACUUCUCCAUGGCAGACGAUGACCCGCCACUUGACAGGGAGAUGGGAGGAUUUUCCUCAUAUAAUGGAGGAGGGAUGAACGGCACAAGCACAAUGAUGGAUUUCCUGGAGGAACCUCUUCCUGGUGUGGGCACCUAUGAAGAUUUUAACACUAUAGAUUGGGUGCGAGAGAAGUCCAGGGACCGGGACAGGCACAGAGAGAUCACCAGUAGAAGUAAGGAGUCCACCUGGGCACUGAUACACAGCGUGAGCGAUGCCUUUUCUGGCUGGUUGUUGAUGCUUCUCAUUGGGUUGUUGGCAGGUUCCUUAGCGGGUCUGAUAGACAUUUCUGCCCACUGGAUGACAGAUUUGAAAGAAGGAGUGUGUUUAGCAGGCUUCUGGUUUAACCAUGAGCACUGUUGCUGGAAAUCCAACACAACCUUUACAGACAGAGACAAGUGUCCUGAGUGGAAGAGCUGGUCCCAGCUGAUCCUUGGCCAUGGAGAGGGGGCUUUUGCAUAUAUUCUCAACUACUUCAUGUAUGUUAUCUGGGCCUUGCUGUUCUCCCUUCUUGCUGUGUUACUUGUGAAGGGGUUUGCUCCUUAUGCCUGUGGCUCAGGGAUCCCAGAGAUCAAAACUAUCUUAAGUGGUUUCAUCAUUAGAGGCUACCUGGGCAAGUGGACGUUGAUCAUCAAAACCAUCACCUUAGUGUUGGCGGUGUCCUCUGGGCUGAGCCUGGGCAAAGAGGGGCCUCUGGUGCAUGUCGCCUGCUGCUGUGGAAACAUCUUGUGUCAUCUCUUCACCAAAUAUAGGAAGAACGAAGCAAAGCGUAGAGAGGUUUUAUCAGCAGCUGCAGCUGCUGGUGUGUCUGUAGCUUUUGGUGCACCGAUUGGAGGAGUGCUGUUUAGUCUGGAAGAGGUCAGCUACUACUUUCCUCUCAAGACGCUGUGGCGCUCCUUCUUCGCUGCUCUGGUCGCUGCGUUUACGCUGCGCUCCAUCAACCCUUUCGGGAACAGCCGCCUGGUUCUCUUCUAUGUGGAGUUUCACAUGCCAUGGCAUCUUCUGGAGCUCGUGCCAUUCAUCCUUUUGGGAAUAUUUGGUGGGCUUUGGGGAGCUUUCUUCAUUCGCAGCAACAUUGCCUGGUGCAGGCGACGAAAGACGACCAAGCUUGGCAAAUACCCUGUGCUGGAGGUGUUUGUAGUGACUGCGAUCACAGCCAUUCUGGCCUUCCCCAACGAGUACACCAGAAUGAGCACCAGUGAGCUGAUUUCUGAGCUCUUCAAUGACUGUGGGAUUUUGGACUCAUCCAAGCUCUGCGAGUAUGUGAAUGAUUUCAACAGCACCAAAGGGGAUGACCUGCCAGACCGAGCUGCUGGCCCAGGAGUUUACACUGCCAUGUGGCAGCUGGCUUUGGCCCUUAUAAUGAAAGUCUUCAUCACGAUCUUCACCUUUGGCAUGAAGGUCCCUUCUGGUCUCUUCAUCCCCAGCAUGGCGGUGGGUGCUAUAGCAGGCAGAUUGCUCGGAGUAGCCGUGGAGCAGCUGGCCUAUUACCACCACGACUGGGCCAUCUUCAGCGGCUGGUGCAGUCAAGGAGCUGACUGCAUCACUCCUGGCCUCUAUGCAAUGGUUGGGGCUGCAGCGUGUCUAGGUGGAGUGACCCGAAUGACUGUGUCACUAGUGGUCAUUAUGUUUGAGCUCACUGGUGGACUGGAAUACAUCGUUCCUCUGAUGGCAGCAGCAAUGACCAGCAAGUGGGUGGCUGAUGCCAUUGGACGGGAAGGCAUUUACGAUGCCCAUAUUCGCCUCAACGGAUACCCUUUCUUGGAAGCCAAGGAAGAGUUCUCACACAAGACACUUGCAAUGGAUGUAAUGAGGCCACGGAGGAAUGACCCUCCUCUGACUGUCAUCACUCAGGACAGCAUGACCGUGGAAGAUGUUGAGACCAUCAUCAGUGAAACCACGUACAGUGGCUAUCCAGUGGUGGUGUCACGGGAGUCCCAAAGGCUUGUUGGAUUUGUCCUCAGGAGAGACCUCAUCAUUUCAGUUGAAAAUGCCCGAAAGAAGCAGGAUGGGAUUGUGAGCACUUCAAUUAUUUAUUUCACUGACCACUCUCCUCCGCUGCCUCCAAGCUCCCCCUCUAUGCUGAAACUCAGGAGCAUCCUGGACCUCAGUCCUUUCACAGUGACAGACCAAACACCCAUGGAAAUCGUCGUGGAUAUAUUCCGCAAGCUGGGAUUGCGCCAAUGCCUGGUUACUCACAACGGGAAGCUACUCGGGAUCAUUACCAAAAAGGAUGUAUUAAAGCACAUUGCACAGCUGGCUAACCAGGACCCAGAUUCUAUACUCUUCAAUUAAAGGCAGAUUAGUAGGUAUUGUGUGUUCAACACAAAAGAAACUUUCUAGAGGAUCCUGGAUAUACUUUCCUAUUUUUAUUGAGACCAUGGAACUGUUUUCAGCGUUUUCUUCCGUGGAGCUGAAGAAGAUAAUUUUUUUUUCUACCAGAUAACCAAUUGCACUACAUAGUCUGUGGAACAUAAUCUUCUUUUUAGAAGAAAAAAAAGACUUUACGUUGCUUUUGUGAAGUUGCAUUGGGAAGAUUCCAUGAAGGAGUAAAAGCAAAAUGCUAUAGAAUUGUAUCUCCUCUUCUUAUUUUAUUUGAACUCUUGUUACUAACGUUGGGGGGGAAAGACAAGGUCUAUACCUUCAGAAAUUUUGAAGGAGAAGGAUGAUUUUGCACGCAGCAUUCAGGUGGUGGCAGAAAGAUAUGGUUGUGACUCAGGGGUGGUAUAUUUCCAGUUAGCCACUUGGUAAAAAUAAGAACCUUGUAAAGUCAAAAUAGGGGAGGGAAAUAAAAAGAAUUGGCUAGCUGAGGAUGUUUUGCUGAAAGAAGGAAAAAGACCCCCAAAACAAAACCCCCAGAAGACCAGAUCUCCUUAAAAUUGGGCCCAGUUUCUGAUUGGCAAGAAGCUUAUUUUGAUUAAUCUUCUGUGAAUGUAUUUAAUUACUCUGAUGCUGCCUUGCCUUGGGAGAACCCCAAGGAGGAGGCAGAAGGAGUUAACAGCUGUAUUCUCGUUGUGAUCCCUUUUUAAGAUAUACGCCUAAGGAUUUCAUCUCCUUGAUUUCCCUUGAGCAUGUAAUUAAAAUCGCAAAGGCUGAGUCCUAAGUUAUUGCCCUGCCUUUACUGCACUUCCCAGUAAACUCUGAUCGUGUUGGAUAUUGCACAACUGACCUCUUCCUCAAUCAGCAGUGUCUUAGGUGGCUGAGGAUGUCCUACUGGAGAGCCCUGCGCCCGGGAUGUUUACAUGGAUGCGUGUGCUGUUCCCUGCUCCUCUCCUCAGCCCCGCACCCAACUCAGGCCCGGAUCCUGGCUGUAGGAUUGGCAACACUGCCACUUUAUGUACGUACACCGCUCGGUGUCUCUCCUUUUGCCAACAACUAUGCAAUAAAGCCCUUCCUGACCACUGUCAGCCAAGUAACUCGUUCCACAUCUGUGCUCCUCAAGUCCCUGUCCCAGAUCUUACCAAAUUAUUUUCCUGUUAAUAAAAUUGUGACCGUUUACUGGAAUUUUGAAGGUAUAUGAAUGCUUUCAGAGGUCGAUGUUCAUCAUGGCUUCAGUCUGUAGCAGAUGCCAUUUUACGGUCCGUGGCUGAGGCUCGUCGGUGGCAGCAGCAGGUUCCUCUGGCUCACCACCGAGGCUGCAGAAGGGAGCCAAGCUGUUGAGCAAUGGCCAAGAAUUAAGGAGUGGGGGCUCUGACUCUGCUUCCUGACGGACAAACCUCCGGCUGUUGAGCAGGUGUUGCACUUCGCACGGCCUCAGCCGCAGAGGCCAUGGUAACAACUCCCCUCGUCCCAGGCUGAGGCUUGGUGGCAGGAGGUGAUGGGUUCUCCAUGUGAGGCUGCUGCCGCUGCCCAUGAUAAAGCUGUUUUGUCGGGGCGUGGGGACUCCUGGCUAGAGUUGGCUGGAAGUUUGGUCAAUCUUAAACUCUCUCAAAUAUAAACAAAUUCCUCAUCUCUACUUGGAGCAGAAGCCAGCUCAUUUAUUUUUCAAAGCCAUCCAACAGUGAGUACCUGCUGCCACUGCUUUAACCUGGCAGUGAGGUGGUGAUGUCUUGAGUUCUUGUAUAGCUUAAAGCUGAAUCAAACCAAGAUGUUACUAAUGGAUCAGAUACCUUCUGCUUAGAAAAUAAAUGCCUUGACUUUG
Aquila chrysaetos chrysaetos is the source of this 4656-nucleotide messenger RNA. RefSeq names its product H(+)/Cl(-) exchange transporter 5. Gene Ontology annotation, molecular function: voltage-gated chloride channel activity. The record is from RefSeq and is a predicted model, not a curated record. The coding region runs from base 393 to 2810 and encodes 805 amino acids. The transcript is spliced from 15 exons. Gene Ontology annotation, cellular component: Golgi apparatus; synaptic vesicle; membrane. Lineage: Eukaryota; Metazoa; Chordata; Aves; Accipitriformes; Accipitridae. Gene Ontology annotation, biological process: transmembrane transport; chloride transport.